This is a messenger RNA of Halichondria panicea, 2539 nucleotides long. Its product is annotated as hydrolase in pqqF 5'region-like. Gene Ontology annotation, molecular function: hydrolase activity, acting on carbon-nitrogen (but not peptide) bonds, in linear amides. The coding region runs from base 1469 to 2506 and encodes 345 amino acids. The transcript has a single exon. The record is from RefSeq and is a predicted model, not a curated record. NCBI's taxonomy places the organism in Eukaryota, Metazoa, Porifera, Demospongiae, Suberitida, Halichondriidae.
UUCGAAGCUAUAAUAAUUAUAGUUAAAUGUCACACUAUAUAUAUAAGUACCGUAUAUCUUCUAAUUUAUCGGACAGCAAAAAAUAAUUAUUUUGAUUGGAACAGAUUUUUAUAGAGCAUGAGAAGUGUCCGGAAUAAUUAGAACAAGCAAGCAGCUGCAUGCGAGCUAGCUAAGUUUAAUAGAACAAGGUACGACUGAAUAGUUGCACUAACUUCUAAAACUAGCUACUCAAAGCUAUCUAACUGCAGCACUCCAAGUCUAACUUGCCGUCUAUGAAUGGUAACUCAACUUUUCAAGGUAUUGUCCAGAUAUUUAGAACAAAUGUAAUAUUAAAGUACUGGAGUGUCCGUUGUAUUAGAACAACGAAAAUUGCCCAAAAGAGUGUCUGGGGUAAUUAGAAGUGUCCGAUAAAUUAGAAGAUAUACGGUAUAUAUAUGGUACACUGAGUGACUGACUGAGACUCAUACUGCAUGGUAUACCUAUAUAUAUCAUUAUGUUCAGUGCCAUGUGAUGAAAGCAUCGCGGGUGCUGAUGCCUCGGUGGAGGUGCCAAAAGCUACAUAACAUAAAGCUACUAAUAGCACACAUGAUGAACAUUUUUGCAUUAAUUAAUUUUGUGCAUAGAAUCUAGGGAAACUCAAUCAAUGGCUGCAUCAGCAGAGCCUUGCUUGCAUUAUGUAUAACUAACACCUUUUGGUUGCUAUACACCUGUAGAUAUUUAUUAUUCAUGUCAAUUAGUGUUAUCAAGAGUGCGAGAAGAGUGUCAAACUACUGAUACUUCUAUUGUUCAAUGUUCAGAGCUUGUGGAGCUGCUCACUGCAUACUGAUAGGAGACGAUCUCUUCACAAAAAUCAUCUAAAUAGAGACAAUAGUUGAGUUGAUGUCACGUUACUUUGUGCACAGUUUUUGUGCACACUAAUUAUUCUGCCUGGAAUCGAGAAUGCGUUGCUGAUGCCAUACAUGGUUCUACUACGUAGAGCCGGCAUAAUUAUAGUUAAACCAUGCAGUAAAUAAAACGUGCUAUUAAUCCCAUCAGGAGCACAUUACUGUAAUGUGCUCCUGGUCCCAGUUUGAACAUUUUCUCUUGCAAAAAAGUUGCCUAGCAACUAAAUCUAAGGGCCAAAACAUGUAGAAUGCACACUAUGUUUUCAUUUGAUGUGUAGAUAAUGUCACUCAUUCCUCAUUCCUCAGAACAUAUUUACACUUAAAUUGUUAUGGAGAAGCCCAUAGAAAAAGAGAAUAACCUCUGGGAUAGAUGUAGAGGAACUUUGGCUAUAUAAACCCACACAUCAUGGCACUACUCCAGAAUUUUAUAGUGCUCUUGUUAUAAUAAUGUCUAGAAAGAUAGCUCUCUGCCAAGCCCAGCCAGCUUCAGAAUAACCUCUGGGAUAGAUGUAGAGGAACUUUGGCUAUAUAAACCCACACAUUAUGGCACUACUCCAGAAUUUUAUAGUGCUCUUGUUAAAACAAUGUCUAGAAAGAUAGCUCUCUGCCAAGCUCAGCCAGCUUCUGGUGACACAGUAUCAAGCACCAGAAUACUCAUUGAAUGGAUGGAAAAGGCUGCAGAUGCUGGUGCUGAUAUUGCCCUCUUUGGUGAGCUGUUUCUCACCAAUUAUGAUUUGGAUAAUGUUUUAUCUUUGUCCGAAACGAAAGACGGUUCCGCAGCCAAAGCAAUCGCAGAAACAGCAAAGAGAUUGAAAGUUGCAGUAGUCUACGGCUAUUCCGAGGAAGAGAACAGCAACUACUACAGCUCCCUGAUGUUUAUUGAUGCGAAUGGGAAGUGUCUGGCCAAUUUUCGAAAGGUCCAUGUCUGGCCUGAAACUGAGCUUCAGUAUACACCAGGAGACGUGCCCGUGGUAGUGGAUUGGGAAGGAUUGAGAGUUGGACUGGCUAUCUCUGUUGACGUGUGCAUGUCUGACUUUACUGCAACAAUGGUGGCAGAUGGACAUGCGCAAAUGAUCGUAGUGGGCGCUGCUCUGGUGGAUCCCCCUCGCUAUGAAAAGACUCCCUCACUUAUUGUACCUGCCAGCUCUUUGCAGAAUGGCUGCUACAUUGCUUACACUGAUUUAGCUGGAGAGAAAUUUAGUGGGAGGUCUUGUUUUUGUGAUCCUUGUGGUGAUGUCCUUGCUUCCACAAAGACCAACAACGAAGCAUUGCUAUUGGCCAACAUUCCACUGAAUGCUUGUGAGACCGUUCCAUUUCAGUACUUCUCACUUCGUCGUCCAUCAGAAGUCUACAAGAUUCCUUAUGACACCGAGGUUCCAUGGGAGAAAGAGAAAGUGGACGAUGUACAACAUUUCUUCAAAAACCGUGCACAUUAUUAUGAUGUCCAAUUGGAUGGCAUAUACAACGGUCCCAGCAUCGCUGCACGUAAUUUAGCAGCUUUUGUCACAAACAAAGACAAGAAGAUUUGGAUAUUGCCGCAGGUACUGGACUUGUGGGAAAGGAGCUCUCCUCGGAGGGAUUUACCAAUAUCGUUGCACUGGACAGGAGCAAAGAAAUGCUGAAGCAAUCUGCAGCAAAGAAGGUGUAUUCACAGC